AUGAGACAAAAGCUUGCUAUGGCUGGCACCAGUUACAUCCAAGGUCAUGACGCUGCAACACUGCAAUCUCAUCAAUCUCGAUCAGCAAAGAAGCAGGCGGACUAUCUGCUUCCUCACAUUCGAUCCGAUAGCCAUAUACUCGACGUGGGAUGUGGACCCGGAACUAUCACGAUCGAUUUCGCAACGUACGCCGUGCAAGGGAAGGUUAUUGGCGUUGAUUCAAGCAGCGAAGUGAUCGAACAGGCCAAGGAAGAAGCCAUCAAGAGAAAGAUGAGCAAGGAGGUGACGUUCGAAGUCGCCGGCGCCCACGACCUACCUUACCCGGACAAUGGUUUCGAUAUUGUCCACUGCCACGCAGUGCUUGUACAUCUGCCGGACCCUGUUGCUGCAAUGAAAGAGAUGCGGCGAGUGUGUAAGAAAGGCGGCUUGAUUGCAGCCAGAGAGCCAGAUUGGUCGACCUGCGUCAUUCACCCCUACUACGCCAAGCUAGAGCGAUGGAAAGAGGUAUUUGGACAGCUCAAGAGGAACGAAGGCGCAGAGCCGAAUGCAGGAAGGCAUCUUAGCGAGUGGGCCGUCAACGCUGGGUUCUCUUCGGACGACGUGACUUUGGCUGCAAAUGUGCUCUCAUAUUCCGGACGCGAACAGGUCAAAUGGUGGGGAGAGCUUUAUUCAUCGAGGGUGAAGACAGAGAUGGGAAAGCGAGCUGUGAGCUCCGGGCUCGCGACAAAACAAGAAGUGGAACAGUUCUCCAAAGCAUACUUGGACUGGAGCAAAGAGCAGUCGGCUAUCUGGGCGAUGAUGCACAUGCGGUUACUGUGCCGUAAAUGA
Lecanosticta acicola is the source of this 828-nucleotide messenger RNA. Lineage: Eukaryota; Fungi; Ascomycota; Dothideomycetes; Mycosphaerellales; Mycosphaerellaceae. The record is from the annotation of a GenBank genome assembly.